CUCUAAAUCAAGUUAGUUGUGGUUCGACCCUAGAGCAUACACUAGCUCUGUUGCAGCGCUGAUUACAACCGUUUUACUUGGUUUGAUGUUAAUCAAAUCGCGUUCGAUCUCGUUACAGCCGUUAUAAAUUUGUUAAAUCACUAAAGUUACAACAAUCCAGUUUGGGAUGUAGAAUAGUUAGGAGUGAGCCAUGAUAACACUAGUCCUAAGCAGUGUUGUGAUCGUCGCAUUUGUCUGUUGGUUGUGGCAGGAUCUUCAACGUCCACCCAACUUUCCACCAGGUCCUAAAUGGCUCCCAUUCUUCGGUAACACACUACUACUUCGCCACUUGGCGCGGGUUAGUGGUGGUCAACAUUUGGCAUUUGAAGCUCUCUCCAAGCAGUACAACAGCCCAAUAAUAGGCCUUAAACUUGGACGUGAACACGUUGUAGUGGCAUUGCAGUACCCUGCCGUGCAUGAAGCUCUUACCAAAGAAGCGUUCGAUGGGCGACCCGACAAUUUCUUCAUCCGAUUGAGAACUAUGGGAACCAGAUUGGGCAUUACUUUCACAGAUGGUCCUUUUUGGACAGAACAUAGUAGUUUCGUUGUACGUCAUCUACGACAAGCGGGCUAUGGUAGACAACCGAUGCACAUGCAGAUACACAAUGAACUGAAAGAAUUGAUCGGAAUCAUAGAAGACCUUAACGGUGAACCAGUUUGGCCAGGCAGUAUUCUUCCCACUAGUGUAAUCAACGUCUUGUGGACUUUUACAACCGGAUCGAGGAUUCCGAGGGAUGACCAACGACUUACUAGGUUGUUAAAACUUCUACAGGAUAGAUCAAAGGCAUUCGACAUGUCAGGAGGUGUUCUGAGUCAGCUGCCAUGGCUUCGACAUAUAGCACCGGAGUGGACUGGAUACAAUCUAAUCAAUCGAUUCAACCAAGAAAUUCAUGAGUUUUUCAAGGCAACUAUUGAAAAACACCACCAGGACUACACUGAGGAAAAGUGUUCAGAUGAUUUGAUUUAUGCUUUCAUCAAAGAAAUGAAGGAGCGAAAAGAUGAUCCAUGCUCCACUUUCACAGUUAUUCAACUGUCAAUGAUCAUACUAGAUAUAUUCAUUGCUGGAUCUCAAACUACCAGUACUACGAUUGAUAUAGCGCUCAUGAUAUUAGCUAUGAACACUGAAAUUCAAAGGAAGAUCCAUGCGGAAAUUGAUGAUAAUUUUCAUCCAGAUGAAAUACCCGAUCAAAACUGUAGAACGAACUUACAGUACACGGAGGCAUUCUUACUGGAAGUUAUGAGAUUAUAUCAAAUUGCACCAAUCGGUGGUCCUCGAAGGGCACUCUCAGAUUGUACACUUGGAGGCUACCGAAUUCCAAGAAACACCACAAUCCUAAUGGGACUACACACAGUGCAAAUGGAUCCGGACCAUUGGGGUGAUCCGGAGAAUUUCAGACCAGAACGAUUUAUUGGCCCCGAUGGGAAAAUAAUCAACACCGAACGACUGAUCCCAUUUGGCUUGGGAAGACGACGUUGCCUUGGAGAUUCGCUCGCACGAUCUUGCAUGUUUGCGUUCCUUGUAGGGAUUUUACAGAAAUUCAGCCUUCGUCUACCGGACAGUUUGGAAGGACCUAGUCUGAAACUAACCCCAGGUAUCACGCUCUCACCAAAGCCGUAUAAAGUUGUGUUCGAACCUAGAUUGAAAUAAAAAAAAUAUUCGAGACUGGGGAAUGUAUUUUUUGUGUACUCGAAGUAUGAAGUUCUAAGCAGAAUAAAUUAAUAAAUUAUUCCAGAUUUCAUUGGUAUAA
This is a messenger RNA of Aedes aegypti (yellow fever mosquito), 1787 nucleotides long. RefSeq names its product probable cytochrome P450 305a1. The transcript has 3 exons. Bases 191 to 1687 code for a protein of 498 amino acids. Gene Ontology annotation, biological process: xenobiotic metabolic process. NCBI's taxonomy places the organism in Eukaryota, Metazoa, Arthropoda, Insecta, Diptera, Culicidae. Gene Ontology annotation, molecular function: oxidoreductase activity, acting on paired donors, with incorporation or reduction of molecular oxygen, reduced flavin or flavoprotein as one donor, and incorporation of one atom of oxygen; heme binding; iron ion binding. Gene Ontology annotation, cellular component: cytoplasm; intracellular membrane-bounded organelle. The record is from RefSeq and is a predicted model, not a curated record.